Molecule: messenger RNA, 4010 nt
Organism: Larimichthys crocea (large yellow croaker)
Lineage: Eukaryota; Metazoa; Chordata; Actinopteri; Sciaenidae
Gene: tcf7
Product: transcription factor 7
Exons: 13
Coding region: 290-1951 (553 amino acids)
Biological process (GO): canonical Wnt signaling pathway; regulation of transcription by RNA polymerase II
Cellular component (GO): chromatin; beta-catenin-TCF complex
Molecular function (GO): DNA-binding transcription factor activity, RNA polymerase II-specific; RNA polymerase II cis-regulatory region sequence-specific DNA binding
Source: RefSeq, a predicted model, not a curated record
UGUCAAUCAUCCGGUCGGCGCCCUUUGAUGUCGGGACUCCUCUCCUUGUCUUGGGCUCAAAUGAGCUGUUUGCUGUUGUAGGGAAACAUUAGUCCUCUACCAACCAGCAAGCCACAUCUCAACUUUUUUUUCUGCAUGUGGUGGGGGUUUCUACACUUUGGAGGCGCCCUAGACUGAGGAGAUUUAACAAAACCUUUGAUUCUUUUCUUUAUUUAUACUUUUUUUUUGGGAGGGGGGGUUAUUAAUAUUUUUAAGUCUAUCAUAUAUCGCAGGGUGGGGGGAAGUAGACAUGCCUCAGCUCAGCAGCGGCGGCGGGGACGACCUGGGAGCGAAUGAUGAGAUGAUAGCGUUCAAAGACGAAGGGGAGCAAGAGGAGAAAAUCCAAGAAAACGCGUUUACGGAGAGAGACCUGGCCGACCUCAAGUCCUCUCUGGUGAACGAGUCGGAAAUAAAUCAAAGUCCGAACGCAGCGGCGGUCAGACGGGGACAACAGGGCGAGCAGAGGGGCUUCGCAGAGAAACACCGGGAGCAUCUCGACGGUGUGUCAAAGCACCAAGAUGGAGGCAUGUACAAGACGCCGACGUAUCCAGGGUAUCCGCUCCUGAUGCUGCCCGACCCUUACUUCCCCAACAGCUCGGUUUCUCCAUCUUCCAACAAAGUGUCGGUGGUGCAGCAGUCUCACGGGAUGCAUCCGUUGACGUCCCUCCUGCCCUACAGCAACGAGCACUUCAGCCCGAGUCCUCCGCACCUGCCCACAGACAUGAGUCAGAAAACAGGGGUUCACAGGCACCAGUCCCAGGACCUCUCAGGGUACUACUCCCUCCCUCCAGGCGGCGUCGGCCAGAUCCCUCCCUCCAUGGGCUGGCAGAGCCAGCCAGUCUAUCCUGGCCUGUCCCCCUGUGGAUUCAGGCAGCCCUACUCCUCCAACCUCUCCAGCGCCUCCUCCUACUCCAGGUAUCAUAGCUGGCUGGUCGGAUCAAGCCAGACUGAGCCAAAAAAGUUCCCUCACUCUCUGAUGCUGAGCCCUUCAGGCAUGCAUCCUACAGGGAUCCCCCACCCAGCCAUAGUGCCACCUACAGGCAAACAGGAUCACGAACAGUAUGACAGGAGCAUGUAUGUGAAACCGCAAGACGUCAAGCGGGAGAAGGAGCCCAAGAAGCCGGUCAUCAAGAAACCUCUGAACGCCUUCAUGCUCUACAUGAAGGAGAUGAGGGCAAAGGUCAUCGCUGAGUGCACAUUAAAGGAGAGCGCCGCCAUCAACCAGAUUCUGGGGCGAAGGUGGCAUGCACUGACCCGGGAGGAACAGGCCAAGUACUACGAGUUGGCCAGGAAAGAGAGACAACUCCACAUGCAGCUCUACCCGACCUGGUCUGCCAGGGACAACUAUGAGGCGGGCCUUAGCGGGGUCGCAGGGGAAAAGAGUAAAGCUGAUUGGGGCAAGAAAAAGAGGAGAAAAAGGGAGAAGCUGCAGGACUCCAAUACAGACCCGGGCUCUCCUAAGAAAUGCCGGGCUCGCUUCGGCCUCAACCAACAAACGGACUGGUGCGGUCCUUGCAGGAGGAAAAAGAAGUGCAUUCGCUACCUUCAAGGAGGAGGCUGUCCCAGCCCAACUUCUUCAGAUAUAAGUGCUAUAGACUCUCCCCCCUCCCCGUCCCCUGCCCGCCACCGUCUGUACCAGCACCAGCGCCCCCUUUCCCCAGGCUGUUCCCCACCACCGCCCACUUCCCCAUCAACACGCCUCCCCCUAUCUCCGCCACAACACACACGCUCGCACACACGCUUACCCCUGCAGCAGUCUGUCGGCAAGCGCAGCGACCUCCGACAGCCCGUGACCAAACACACCCACACACACCUGGAACUGUCCGGCAAGCAGACGCACAGCUUGACGACGGCGCUGUCGGCCUCCAAGGCCGCAGGACUUUCUCUCAAAGUGCUAACAGAGACUCAGUGAUCGCUCCGGUCCGCUCACAUCCCUGACACACCCCGUUCACCUCAGCUUCCUCCAGAGGCGUGAUGAUCAUCAUCCUCACCUGCCUUCAUUCUCAUAUGUAUCUAUACCCUAUUCCUUAUAUUAAAAAAAAAUAGGAGUAACCAAGUGGGGCAGGGUGGUGUGAGAUCAGACCUUCAGCUCCUGGUGAUAGCCAGCCAUUAGAGUAAGAUGUCAAGUGUGUCUCAGUUCAGAGGCCGGAUCCUCAAAGUCUGCGUUUCUAGAUCAAAAAAAGGUCAUUAACGUGCCAAAGAGGUCUGUUCCAUGUCUGAAUCAAACAUUUAGGCAAUCCUUGUCAACCUGCAAGUCUGGAAAUAUCACAUAACCACAUCACAUUUGACAGUUUUGUCAAUCAGGUGGUCACCAGUCAACCUUGUUUUAAUGUAAAGUUAAAAAGUUCCGAAACAUUCGGAUGUAGCAGAGUUUGUGUCCGAGAGACAAAUCUCUGUUAGGAGGGAAGCCUUUGUCUGGUGGUCCACUGAAGGAUCUACUUUUUAAGCCACACCCGUUGAGAAGAUCCAAGCCCUGAAUUGGUGACUGAAUCUCUGCCAGACACAGAGAGUUCCAGUUAUUCAGAGGCAGACCUGCGCUGGAGGCAGAAUUAAUAAAAAAAUCCGUUGUUCUUUGGCUCCAUCUGCUGCAGUCAAACAUGGCUAAAAGAUUAGUUAUGCCUGGAGGACAGCUCUUCCUCUUGAGAGAUAAUUUUACAAAUAAGACUCCUAAGCCCCCUUGGUGCUCGGUUUUUCUUUUAUUUUCUUUCUUUCUUUCUUUUUUAAAGCUGACCCCAUGCUUUGACCCCCAUGACAAUCACUAACAAAAAGUAUUGUAAAUGAGCGCUUUCUUCAAUCAACCACAUCAAUACGGACCUAAAAAUGACAAAAGAGCUAAUGAUCAAGGUGAGAGGGUUGUUACAGAACAUUCUGCGUUACAUACACACUUUUAUUCAUCCACGACUAUCACUCAGACCAAACCAGAGGGAAGCACAGACCAACCAGCCUGACCAGCCUGACCAGCCUGACCAGCCUGACCAGCAGAACCUCAGGUCUAAAGAGAGGGACAGAUUUUUUUUUUUUUUUUUUUUUUUUUAGCUGCCAUUUUGUUAACAGUUUGACUUCACUUUCAUUCCAUUUCCAUUUUUUUUAUAUAUCUAAUAACUGACAUUUUCAGCAGGAGAAAAGUAUCAUCAUUAUACAUGACAGAGUAUCCCCAACGUCAGCUCCUCUUAGGCACUUUCAGGCUGUCAGUCUCGAGAUAUCAACGUUACAUUUUUCUUCUGUUUUCUCCCAUUUCUUUGGUAUUUUUGUAUGAAUCCCACAUGAUUUUUAAAGGUCAGAUGUUUUGCUGGUGGGGAAACCCUCAGAAAGAUGAGAGGGUUUUUAUUUUAAUUUUAAAAAGUCUUUUGGCUGUUUUUCUUUUGACUGAACAUUUUGCAGCUGCGUAAACUAAUCUGAGACCAAAUGGGUACUAUUAUAUUGCAUUGUGUUGUAAAGUUUUAUAAAUGUUGGAAUUCCCUAUUAUAAUUAAACUUUUAUAUGUUUUUAUGUAAAAAAAGAAAAAAAAAUAAUAAGUGAAAUAACCAAAAAAAAAAAAAAAAGAUUCUUUUAGUUUCUACCAUUUCUGAAAGCAAUACAUUUUGUGUUUGUCCUCUUGUUACUUUUUCUCAGUCAAGUGUUACUGCGGCAGCGUUCAAAUGAUAUCUUGUGUUCUCAAUCCGUGCAUGUUCCGACUUAAAUGUAACAAAAAAUAGAUUUUGACAAAAAAAAAAAAGGCUUUAAUUUGCUGUUCCGCUUGCAGCUUCGAACUCCAGCUUACAAUUCUGUGGACUGGAGGCUGAGCUUUUGUACAGCAAAACUGUUUUCCUCCAGCAGAGAGAGCUCUUGUGCUAGAAAUAGCUUGUUUUAUUCUAAGGUUGCUCAGUAGUGGCAACGCCUUGAAGAUGUCUUUUUUGUAUUUUUUAUGCCUCAAACGCCUCUGAUGUAUUACUUGUUUUCGUUUGAUGUAUUAAAGUGUUUUGAAUAUCUUG